AUGCUAACAAAUUAUGGUAUUACACCAAGCCUGACUCUACUCAAGCAGGUUACCGAAUGCGAUGCUGUUGAAGAGUCUGCUAAUGAGUAUGGGCUUGCGAAUGAAGACUUCACGGCAAUAGCGGAAGAGGCCAUACCGACUGGGUGUUCCAAGGCUCUGUCUUGUGCUCUUUUAGACGUUGAAGGCAAUCUGAUCACGUACUCGCAUUCGCUUCUCGUUUAUCUACAUCACUCUCGCCCUUUUCAUACUCUCACCCUCCUUUCCCUCAACUCAUUUAUACUCACCUACCCCUUUCAGACGCCUCCUCUCCCUCUCCCUCUCCCUUUCCCUGGCUCAAAGCCUCAGCUUAAUCUCCUACCCCCUUCUCCAGCCAUUACAGGUCAUGACAUCAACGGAAUCAGCUUGAUCAACCAUCAUCCGAUCGAGAAAUGUCUAUUCAUUUUUACAUUCAUCCAUCAACAUUUCAUGCAACCCUUGAAUAACUCCACCAGUCUAUCUAUCUACCAAACUCUCCAAUCCUCCACUCAGCCGCCUCAUUCACCCAGUCACCGGCUCCCCUUGCCCGAGCUCAACUCGUUGCCUCCACCCGGCCGGCCGGACUCAGUGCCCGUCUUCAUCCGACUUUCACUCGGACACUCGGUCUUCCGUCGGCCAGACAACCGGAUGACUCGGCCUCUCGUCGGCCCCGUCCACGUUCCACGUCUCCCGACCACCUCGCCGCAUUCGCUUCGGCCGAACGGCAGACUCGAACUUGCCACCCUUGCCGGAGACGGCAUAACUGCCGGUGCUGUCGAGUCGUGCACCGUUUCUAUCCGACCGCACCUGCCUACCUCGUGUCCUCGUGCACGGCGUCGGGCUCAGCCGGACGCGGGCCUCGAGCCGACAGCUCAUCCGAUGCUCAGCUCCAAAAUGGUGACAGACGCCUCUGAGCCGGCCGAACACAUCUUCUCUCCGCCGGUUCGUUGCCGUCUUCCGGUCGCGACAGCAGCCCGUUGCCAGUCCGCCGAGCUGCGAGUCUCGAGCUUGUCGCCGGGCUCGAUGUUCCAGGCUCCUUCAGGCGCCAGAGACACUGUCUGCACAGACGCCGGCCCCGAGCCGGCCUCGGCAGCAAUGCUCAGACCGGGCAAGCCGAAGCCCAAGACCUUCUUCUCCGUCGCCAAGUUCCCCACCUCCGGCCUCCGAGUCGGCCCCUAUCAUCGGUCGGGGCAACAGCCGCCCCAGCAACAGCGCCAACUUCAACUCAACCACAGCUACCCACAUCGGUCUUACUAUUCGUCGUCGGGACUCGGACCUGGCCUCUUGCGCGUCGCAAGUCGGCCCCACCACACGCCGCCCCCGAAGGAUACGACGAUGGCCUCGGGCCUGGCAGCAGCUCACCGCAGACGCAAGCAGUGUCGGCCUCGGCGGGCUGCAGCGUCAAAGGGCAAGUGUUAA
Messenger RNA from Protopolystoma xenopodis, 1434 nucleotides. Lineage: Eukaryota; Metazoa; Platyhelminthes; Monogenea; Polystomatidea; Polystomatidae. The record is from the annotation of a GenBank genome assembly.